Messenger RNA from Mytilus trossulus (common blue mussel), 1250 nucleotides. Its product is annotated as potassium channel subfamily K member 16-like. The record is from RefSeq and is a predicted model, not a curated record. Gene Ontology annotation, cellular component: plasma membrane. NCBI's taxonomy places the organism in Eukaryota, Metazoa, Mollusca, Bivalvia, Mytilida, Mytilidae. Gene Ontology annotation, molecular function: outward rectifier potassium channel activity; potassium ion leak channel activity. Gene Ontology annotation, biological process: potassium ion transmembrane transport; stabilization of membrane potential. The transcript has 5 exons. The coding region runs from base 5 to 1060 and encodes 351 amino acids.
AAGUAUGGUUAUACCAGACACUGAGCGAAAUGAGCGAAAUGAGCAAAAUUUAGACGACGAAGGACCCGGCUGGAAACGUAUUACCCUACUUUUAGUUGUUGCCGUUUCUUACCUUUGUAUUGGAGCAGCGGUGUUUCAGAAAAUAGAGGGCCAACCGGAAAUUCAUAGACGGCAUGACUUGAGAAAAGCUAUUCAAAAGUUUUUAGGAAAUAAUACAUGUGUGGAUAUUACAGAAAUGGAAAAUUUCAUGUCCAAGAUAGCCCUUGAUUCGGAUUUCGCAUUGCGAACUUUAAGAAAUGAAACGAUAUCUACAAAAUGGGACUUUUCUGGCUCAUUUUCUUUUGUUAUAACAGUUGUUUCUACAAUUGGUUAUGGAAACAUGGCACCAAGGACGAAAGAAGGACGUUUAGCAUUAGUUAUAUAUGCAUUGUUUGGAAUACCUCUGACAAUGGUAGUAUUAAGUUAUAUGGGCCAACUAUUAACAAGACUUUCUACAAAAGUGAAUAGAUUAAAAAUAUGUUCUAGAAAACCAGUUUUAAAUAAAGUAUUAAAUAUGGUUCUAAUCGUAUGUCUAGGAUUGACUAUGUUGUUCCUUGUUCCUGCUUUUAUUUUCCAACAAGUAGAAAAGUGGCACUAUUUAGAUGGACUAUACUACUGUUUUGUUACCUUGUCAACCAUUGGUUUUGGAGAUUACGUUGCCGCUAUAUCGGAGAACCGUCUGAGUGACAAGGGAGCUGGUGAUGUUUACAGAAUUGUGACUUUUGCUUGGAUUUUAUUUGGUUUAGCUUACGUAUCUCUCAUUAUUAGCUACAUUACCAAUGUGUUUGUUAAAAGAACAGAACAAGUAGAAAAGUUCACUAAAGAUGCAUUAGAGGGAGAGAUUGACAGACUUCAAGUUGAAUUGAAGAAAACAAAAACUACAAUGUAUCAAAAAGCAAGUAGUGUGAAAACGAAUGUUAAAAAUAAAUCCUGGGGCAAACCACAAGGUGAUGCUAUAAACGAGACUAAAAAUAAGACAGGUGUUCAACUUCUUAGUGUGUCAAAUUUUAGAACAGUGUGAUUUGAUGAAUGUUAAGAACGGGUGUACAACUUUUAAGUGUGUCAAAUUUUAGGACAGUGUGGUUUGAUGAAUAUAAAGAACGGGUGUACAACUUCUAAGUGUGUCAAAAUUUAGAACAGUCUGAAUUUGAUGUUGUAAAGAACAUGUGUACAACUUCUAUAGUGUCAAAAGACUCUCUUUAGGACAGUCU